This is a messenger RNA of Toxorhynchites rutilus septentrionalis, 1749 nucleotides long. RefSeq lists its product as uncharacterized. Gene Ontology annotation, molecular function: zinc ion binding. NCBI's taxonomy places the organism in Eukaryota, Metazoa, Arthropoda, Insecta, Diptera, Culicidae. The record is from RefSeq and is a predicted model, not a curated record.
AUGUAUGUUUCGUCCCAACGGAAGCGAAAAAAAACCCUGUCGGAUGCCCCGCCUACGAACUUCCUAGGUGCGCUGCCCAAAAAUCACCACUAUUUCACCGACCAUCGCGACGACAACAUCCGAGGAAAGCAGCAGCAGCAACGGAAGAAGAAGCAACCGACCGAAACCUAUAGAAGAAUUAGAUCUUCAGCCUUUCUCAAGGCUUCCGAUCCGGCGAAUCAACCCGCAUCCGACUACGAUCCCCGACGAGAGCUCCACCCGUUCAGCCAAUUGGUUCCGGGCUCAGAAGCUCCCGAAUAUACAGGCCACCGCAACUUAGUCUUUGUUCCCAGACUGAACAAUGUAUCCUUAAUCGGCGAUCAAGGCAAGGACAUCAAUAUCACAAUCGUGGAUAUUAUGGAUUACGUGGGGGAAUCGGUCCGCCCUAUUAGGGAGGGACAUGCUGUGUUUGCAGCAAAUCACAUUAUUUGUAUCGGUUGGAGGAAUAAUCAAAACAACAUACUAUCCAUCGAAGCGUAUGUGAACCAGUCAUCGAACCCCGGAAACACCCCUCACAAAAUUAACUUAAAAAUUGGAGGAAGCACUUCCGACUGGAUACUACUUUGUUCCUGCAAAGCAGGAACAAAUAAAUGCAAACAUAUUAUUGCAUGCCUGCUACAUAUAGAACGAUUUCGGAAGCUGGAGUACUUAUCCUGCACAGAUGUGAGACAGGCUUGGGGAAUAUCGAAAUCCCAAAAAAACAAAACAUGGGGAGCCAAACGUGUAGCAGAUUUAUGUUGCGUCAAGAAGCGCAACAUAAAAGAGGUGUACAGUGGAAGUGACGAUACACAGGAAAUACUGGCAGAUUCUUAUAAAAGAAUUCUUAGUGUUGCCAGUGGAUCCGCCUUAGCAAAACAUCUUAGUGGAAGAUUCAUGAAUCCACUAAAACUGCAUCCGAACAGGGCACUGCAACUUGAUAGUGAAUGCGAAUCCGAUAACUAUUGCUCGACAAAAGAAGUGUCUGAAUGCUUGACGAGAAAAACCUGUUACAUUCAAACAGGACCUGUUCGUUUUGAUUCACAAUUGGAAGCAGAAUAUUUCAAGAAGCACGUAGAGGUCAACUUGGAUAAAUCCAUCGCUAUAGCUUUUGCCACAAAGAAACAAAAUACGAACGAAUGGAAAAUUGAACGAUCAGUUAGAAUAACUGCCAGCAACUGUUACUCGUUGUUCACCAACAUGAGAAACAAAUCUCCAAACUGGGAUCAGAAAAUAAAUCAGUAUUGUAGCAUGCGGUCUUUGAACGUUACAUCCACUAGGUAUGGCAAAGAAACUGAAUUGUUGGCGUUUAACUGUUACAAAAGAAAAAGGAACCCCCUGAUGAAACACUGCGGACUGAUUAUUCACCCCGAAGAAUCCUGGUUUGGAGCGUCGCCGGAUGGAAUAGAUGCUCUUGGGAAUGUGGUGCUUGAAAUAAAAUGUCCAGGAACCCCGGACAUGUCACAUAAGAUCCUUGGCACACCGAAUGUUAGGAAAUAUAUCAAGCAGCAAGGCAACAUUUUUACACUAUGUCAAAAUCAUCAAUAUUAUUGCCAGGUUCAAUUGAACAUGUGGAUCUUGAAUUGUAGAAUCGCAGAUUUAGUCGUUUAUUCGAAAAAAGACGACGAUUUUCUUGUAAUUGAAGUCCCCUUCGAUCAAGCGUUUGUUGAAAAUAUGGUUAAAAGCUUAAAAACCUUGUAUUUUAAUAAAAUGAUCAAAAAGUCGUUAACUUGA